This is a messenger RNA of Aspergillus glaucus CBS 516.65, 1296 nucleotides long. Its product is annotated as isovaleryl-CoA dehydrogenase. The transcript is spliced from 6 exons. The record is from RefSeq and is a predicted model, not a curated record. NCBI's taxonomy places the organism in Eukaryota, Fungi, Ascomycota, Eurotiomycetes, Eurotiales, Aspergillaceae. Gene Ontology annotation, biological process: L-leucine catabolic process. Bases 1 to 1296 code for a protein of 431 amino acids. Gene Ontology annotation, molecular function: 3-methylbutanoyl-CoA dehydrogenase activity; flavin adenine dinucleotide binding.
AUGGCCGCGGUAUCAAGUCUCCCUUUUGCUCUCCGGGGCUCCUCCAGAGUCCUAUCUAGAUCGCGGAAGCCGCUCCUCCACCGCAUCCCCGCAAUUCGGCCGCUGUCAACCAAGCAUCCGAAAGGCUUCGUUGCACCGACGGAGGAUGAGUUGCAAGAGCUCCGGGAACGAGUUCAAGAGUUUACCAGGCGUGAGAUUCCCGAAGAUGUUGCGACUCGGACAGACGCAGAGAAUGAAUUUCCGGCAGAGAUGUGGAAGAAAUUGGGUAAUGCUGGAUUCCUAGGAGUAACCGCAAACGAAGAAUAUGGCGGACUCGGGAUGGGCUACCAGGCUCACUGCGUGGUGAUGGAAGAGAUUAGCAGAGCAUCAGGAAGCAUUGCCCUAUCCUACGCCGCCCACUCCCAACUCUGCGUGAACCAACUAUCUUUAAACGGAACUACCGAACAGAAAGAACGAUAUCUACCUGGUCUCCUUUCAGGCGAGAAGGUCGGUGCGCUUGCCAUGUCUGAGCACUCAGCUGGUUCCGAUGUUGUCAGUAUGAAAACGUCUGCAAAAGAAGUUGAUGGUGGCUGGGUGUUGAAUGGCACCAAGAUGUGGAUUACCAAUGGUCCCGAUGCGGACUAUGUCGUCGUAUACGCUAAGACAGAGCCGGAAAAAGGAUCGAAAGGCAUUACCGCGUUCGUGGUAGAAACGACUUCCGAGGGAUUCUCAUGCGCGCAGAAGCUUGAUAAGUUGGGUAUGCGUGGCUCCAACACAGGAGAGCUCGUCUUUGACAACGUCUUCGUGCCCAAAGAGAACAUCUUGGGUGAGAUCAACCGGGGCGUCAAGGUGCUGAUGGAGGGCCUUGACCUUGAGCGUCUCGUCUUGAGCGCCGGACCUUUGGGUAUCAUGCAAGCAUCCCUUGACCUCGUCCUCCCCUAUACCCACCAACGCAAGCAAUUCGGAUCCCCCAUCGCACACAACCAGCUUAUCCAGGGUAAACUGGCAGACAUGUACACCAAGCUCUCUGCAUCGCACGCAUACACAUACACCACAGCACGACAGAUCGACAACAGUGCUUCGUCUCCAGAAUUCAAAAUCCGAACCCAGGACUGCGCGGGUGCUAUUCUGUACGCUGCAGAGAGAGCUACGGAAUGUGCCCUGGAUGCUAUUCAACUCAUGGGUGGCACUGGUUAUAUCAAUGAAGUUCCUGCUGGAAGAUUGCUUCGGGAUGCGAAGUUAUAUGAGAUCGGUGCUGGGACGAGUGAGAUUAGGCGUAUGGUUAUUGGGCGUGCAUUCCAUAGAGAAUACUCCUAG